UAUAUUAGUAGUGAAGAUGGAAGUUUAUUUAUCUAAUGCCUGGAAAGCAUGUAUAAUUUGAUGUAGACGGUCAGUUCUGUGGUAAAACGACCGCGAAUCCUUGACGGCGCCGUCAAGUUCUAGUUAAAAGCAGCGUCAUUGCGUUGGCCUCGGUUUAACCCAUCCGUGUCUUAGGAACCCCAUAGCAACCAACCAAGACAGGAAGCAGAUUCUCAUACCGCUCUGCCUUCAAAUCGUUCAAGUUCGCGCCUAACUGCUGCCUUCUGGUCUCUUGCUCCAAAACUUUCCCUUUUUGACUCCCCGAACGCGUCGGCUCCCCUACGCAUAACUUGUUUCUCGAACUUCACACCCAACGAGAGCCUCGUCAACAAGGCUCAUUGUGUCGCUAUGUCCUCCACUGGCACAUUCAGAGGUACGCCGAAUCGGCAAGGUAGAGGCGCAAUUCCGACCUACACCAACAGCCCUUCAAAUAUCCCACGUCCUUCUCACGAUUCCCAUCAAUCCUCGAGCGCACAUAGUGACGCAGGACAUUCGUCUUUGAGUGCUAGUCGUCAGAAACAAUCCAAAAGAGAUGAGGCUAUUCGAAAGAAAAUUGAAAAUGAUCUCAGCAAAAAAAGGCAGACUACAGCUCGCGCCCGCCAGACCAGAAAGGCACCCCCAGGAACUGUUUUGGCAUUGAAGCCGAGCCCAGCGCUCCAAAUUAAGCCUGACACAACGGUUGCAGAGGCCGCUCAGCUCAUGGCUGCGAAGCGUGAAGACUGUGUGCUGGUGACGGACGAUGAUGAUCGCAUUGCCGGUAUUUUCACAGCAAAGGAUCUCGCUUUCCGCGUGGUUGGACAGGGCGUUAAGGCCAGGGAGAUUACAAUUGCGGAUAUCAUGACCAAGAAUCCGCUCUGCGCAAGAACAGAUACCAGUGCCACAGAUGCUCUGGAUCUCAUGGUUCGAAAAGGCUUCCGCCACCUUCCAGUCAUGGAUGAGAAUCAAGACAUCUCUGGAGUGCUAGAUAUCACAAAGUGUUUCUACGAUGCCAUGGAGAAGCUCGAGCGGGCUUACAGCUCGUCUCGUAAGUUAUAUGACGCAUUGGAAGGCGUGCAGUCCGAGUUGGGUUCCAGCCAGCCUGCGCAGAUUAUCCAAUACGUGGAGAACUUAAGGCAUAAAAUGUCUGGUCCGACUUUGGAAACAGUUCUCAAUGGUAUUCCGCCUACAGUGGUCUCGGUGCGCACUUCGGUCAAAGACGCUGCAGCCUUGAUGCGAGAGCAUCAUACGACUGCACUCUUGGUGCAGGAUCAAGGCUCGAUUACCGGUAUCUUUACCAGCAAGGAUGUCGUUCUUCGCGUCAUUGCUCCCGGCCUCGAUCCCGCGAACUGCAGUGUGGUGAGGGUUAUGACACCUCACCCGGACUUUGCCCAGAUUGAUAUGACUAUUCAAGCUGCGCUUCGGAAGAUGCAUGACGGACAUUAUCUGAACCUUCCGGUAAUGAACGAGGCGGGAGAAAUUGUGGGUAUGGUGGAUGUGCUGCGGCUCACCUAUGCCACCUUGGAACAAAUCAAUGAAAUUUCCGCUGCAGAUGGCGAAGGACCUGCGUGGAACAAAUUCUGGUUCUCGCUUGACAAUGAAUCAGAAUCCAUGGUUUCUGGAGAGGGAGGAAGUCAUGCACCCCACACCCCUGGCACCCGAUCGCUCAUGUCUCCUGACUCUUCGCGUCCCCCCAUUGAUCGGGGUGAUAGCGUUCUGCCUACUGACUCUGCUUCACAUACGGGCGCAGACGAUCCAUCUGCUGCAGGUCAGUCACUGGUAGCCAUUGAGGAAACACCCUUUCCGUUCAAGUUCAAGGCUCCGAGCGGACGCGUCCAUCGAAUCCAGGUUGUCGCGGCGUCUGGUGUUGGAGAGCUCAUUACGGGAGUCAGUGCUAAGUUAGGUGGCGAAGUCGCUGGCGUUGGCGGUGAGCCGACUUUCGAGGAUGGAAAGCUUGGGAAAUCGGGCUAUGCUUUGAGCUAUAUGGACAACGAAGGCGAUACCGUUUCCAUUACCACGGAUCAUGACCUGCUCGACGCAAUCAUUCUGGCUCAGCGGGGUGGCCGAGACAAGGUCGACCUCUUUGUUCAUGAUCCUGAAAAGCCACCACUCCCCGCUACUGUGGAUCCCCAACCCGUCAUCGGCGAGGCCCCCUCGGUUCUUUCUGGUACUACAGCAAGCCGCAGCAGGCGAAGACAGGAGAGCGACGACGAUGAGGCAACAGAGGAUGAGAGCUCUAAGAAAGAACGGAAACCCAUCGUUUCUUCUGGCAAGCAAGAGGAACAGAUUAUUGCAGGUGUACCAAAUGAGUUGCUUUUGCCGGGUGCGCUUAUGACGUUAGCUGUGGUCAUUGUCGGUGUUUUCGCCCUGAGUCGGACAGGCCGUCGGUGAUGUGAAAGUGUCUUGCGAAUAUGAUAUUUUCGAGAGCAAAGUAUGUCGUUUCUCGAGUUGUAUUGCUGGAUCUGUCCCUAUAUUUAUUGCUUUAUCUGGCGUACAAUUCUCUACUCAGGCCAUUCCCGCUUAUCUUCAGCAACGAGGCCCUUGACAAGGGCCUAGCAUUCCAACUUAGAGAUAUUCGGGCCAAUCAUUUUUCGAGGACUUUAAAUACUAGCGC
Xylona heveae TC161 is the source of this 2629-nucleotide messenger RNA. Its product is annotated as CBS-domain-containing protein. The coding region runs from base 388 to 2406 and encodes 672 amino acids. The record is from RefSeq and is a predicted model, not a curated record. NCBI's taxonomy places the organism in Eukaryota, Fungi, Ascomycota, Xylonomycetes, Xylonales, Xylonaceae. Gene Ontology annotation, molecular function: protein binding. The transcript has 4 exons.